GUUUCACGCCGGUGCGAGCACCGGGAUGGAGGCAGCCGGCCUCUCCCCGGGGCUGCCGGCCAGAUCCAGAGGCAUCGCUGCAUCCCUGACCCCCACCACGGCUGCGUUUACCCACCCGCCGUAACGCCAGGGGCUGCCAACAGCAUCUGCGGCACCCGAGCCCCGCGUCACCCCAGCUGGUGGCACCACCCCAGCGCUCGCGUUUGGAAGCUUUUCUUGGCGUCGCUUUGGCCUAGAAACAAUAUCUCCGAGAAAAAUCAAAGCCUGCAUUUGUUUUUUUUUGCCGGCGCUGGAGCGGUCGCGGUGCUUGCCGUGGGAGCGGGAGCCUUGCAUGCGCUGCAGGGCGCGCUGUGGCUGCGGCAGCUCGCUGGGGUGGCACCCGGCAUGGGGAAACGCACGGCGAGCCCCUCGCACCGCAGCCCUAAACGCCAGGGGAGCAGAGCAGCGGCACGCUUCAGCGCUGUGCAGAAGAGGGAGAGGAGGCGGCGUGCUGGAGCAUCCAGCGCAGGGGAAGGGAACGGCUCGGUGCACUCUUGCAGGCACCCAGGGGACCCGCAGAGUGCCUCUCCACCAGCUAAUUGUGCUGGCUAAAGUGCAGUGUAACGAGCCGGGGGGAGGAAGCGUGCCCUGCGGUACCACGUGCGGCUAAAGGCGUCUUCCAGCGGAGGUUUUCAUCCCUUGCUGCUUCUGCAACCGCCUCCAAAUCCGGUGCUGAGGAGCCGAGGCCUGCGAUGGUUUGGGAGUGAGAUCCAGCCGAUGCUCUGCUCCGAAAUCACCUGCUGCUGAGGACUGGGGACAGCUCGCCCUGCCGCUGCCACUUCUCCCUGCUCGGUGCCCGUUCAGCUCGGCUCUGCUCGGGGUUUGGUGCAGCUGCAGCAGUGGGUUUGGUGCUGCACGAGAGGACGGUGCCUCCCCCGUGCAUGCUCUAUAAAAAGUGCAGCGGCAGCACAGCCCUAUCUAUAGCAGCACGGCGAGGGAGCUGCCUGGAAGAGGCAGUGCAGGGAUAAGCCCCGAAUCUGCUGUUUUUUUCCCCAGUCCUGCUCGGGCAGUGGUGGCUGGGGCACUCCCAGCGCCCCAGUCUGUGCUCAGCAGGAUCUCCCUUCCAGCAGACGUGCCCUGCCUGUGCCAGCAUCUCCUGGCCGCCUGCACCCUCCCCAGCAGACUUUUCGUCGCGCUCUUCACCCAAAAGCUGAGCUCUCCCCAGCUCCCCCCAGCAUUUUUCCUGCUCUUCCUCAGGGCCGGGAUCCCUCCGCGCCACGUGCAGGCUCUGUGGGUCCCCACGGUGUCUGCGGUUGGGUCGGAUGCUCUGCUUUGGCACUGCGUGACGCCCACCUGGUGGCCUGGUCCCCUCGGCCACCCCCUGGGACCCCCCCCGGUGCCACACGUGAGCGUGUCCCCCAGCCCUCCCCGGGGCCACGCUGGCGAGGAUCGUGUCUCUUUAACGAGGCUGGGCUUGGAGCAGCCCUGGCUGCUGGCACAGGGAGCGAGGGAUGGAGCAGCGGCGGUGAAGCAGCCGGUGCCAGAGCAGGAGCUGCAGCAGGAGGGGCGGCAGCGGCACCGCUCGGCCCCGGGUGUGCAGACCCCCAGCCGAAGGGGAAGGGACCCCCCCCCCCCCGGGGCAGAGGCUUCGUACGGCUCCUUGGGGUGCUGAGCCCCUGUGUCAUCCUCGUCCUCCAGCCCGCGCCGAGGGACCAUGCCAGGUCUGUACGCGCUCUCCUCCUGGGAUGCUCUGCCCCUGAAGAGCUCCCGGGUGAAGGCUUGUGCCAACGGCUACGCCCUGAGCAUCGCCGCCCACCUCGUGUACACCAACCCCCGCGAGGAGCCCGUGGAAGGUGUCUUCAUCUACCCGCUGGAGGAGUCGGAGGUGGUGGCCGGCUUCGAGGCGGCGGCGGGCAGCCGGCGGGUCACCUUCCAGGUGCAGAGCCGGCACCGGGCGCAGGAAUGCUGCCUCGAGUGCCGCACCAGCCCCGGGCGGCCGCGACGCUGUGCCGGUGGCCACCUCGUCCUGGACGAAGACGCCGAGCGCUCCACCUUUGUCAUCAGCACGGGCUCGCUGGGCCCGGCCGAGAGCCUGGCCGUGACGCUGCGCACGGUGCAGGAGCUGCCCACGCUGCCGGGGGGGGCCCUGCGCCUCGUCCUCCCCCCGGUCCUCGCGCCUCGCAUCGCCGCCGCCCCCGAGCGUGAGAGCGAGCCGGGAAGCUUGUGUGACGACAGCCCCACCAGCUGUUUCGGGGGGCCCAGUGCACGGAGCCAGCCUUCCCCCGCGCCCCCCGUGGAGAGCACGGACGUCUUCUGGGGACAGGCCCGCAACCCCUUUCCUUACGAGUUCGCCUUCGAGCUGCUGGUGAAGGGCCCCUGCUUGCUGGCAGGCCUGGAGAGCCCGACCCAUGCUCUGCGUGCCGACGCCGACCCCUGGGCCACCUCCGCCACCACCACCUGUGUCACCCUGGCUGAGCGUCACCGCUACGACAGGGACGUGGAGAUCAUCCUCUACCCCUGCGAGCCCCACCAGCCCCACCUGGUGAUGGAGGAAGGCACCAUGAGCUACCCCGAGUACGAGGCGCACAUCCGGAGCCGCCGGGACUACGCGCGGAUAGCCAGGAAGGAUGGCAGCGGCGAGAGACAGGUGGCCUUUGUGCAGAAGCGUUUCCACAAAGACAUCUUCCCCAACCCCGUGCUGAUGCUCAACUUCUGCCCGGCGGUGGAGGCCGUCCCGGGGGACCUGCAGAGCGUCACCCGCGAGGUCCUCUUCCUCGUCGACCGCAGCGGCACCAUGAGCGGCCCCGACGUCGACAAGGUCAAGGAAGCUCUGCUGGUGGCCCUGAAGAGCCUCCCGUCGGGGACCCUGCUCAACAUCGCCGGCUUCGGCUCCGACGUCCAGCCGCUCUUCCCCUCCAGCCGCCUCUGCAGCAACGAGACGCUGCGCCGCGCCUGCCGGCACCUGGGCGAGCUGCGGGUGGCCACGGGCGGCCCCGACCUCCUGGCAGCGCUGAGCUGGGCGCUGGCGCAGCCCCUGCACCACGGCUACCCCCGGCAGCUCUUCCUCUUCACCGCGGCGGCGGCGGCGGGCGGCGCGGGCAGGAUCCUCCAGCUGGUGCGCCGGCAGGCCAGCACCGCCAGGUGCUUCAGCUUCGGCAUGGGCCCGCGGGCGUGCCGGCGGCUGCUGACGGCCAUGGCCAAGCUGAGCCGGGGCCGCGCCGAGUUCCUGAGCCCGGCCGAGAGGCUGCAGCCCAAGCUCAUCAAGUCCCUAAAGAAAGCGAUCGAGCCGGCCGUCAGCGACAUCACCAUCGACUGGUACGUCCCCGACAGCACCGAGGCCCUGCUCUCGCCCACCGAGAUCGCAGCCCUGUACCCCGGUGACCGGCUGGUCAGCUACUGCACCCUGUACAGCAUCGCCCGAUUCCGGGACCGGCGCCCGGCGGGCCGGGACAGGGCUCGCAGGGGCUCUGCUGUCCCCUUGCAGGAUGAGGUGCCCAGUCCCGGGGGGACGCGGCCGCCGGUGCCCGGGGAGCGCCGCGAGCUGCCCCGAGGCAGUGCAGGCUCUGGAGAGGCCUCCCUGGAGGUCUCGGCCGGAGGCACGGAGGAGUCGGAGCGGAGCACGGACCUCGUUUCGGGAGGAGACAUCUGGAAGCGGAUCUACCAGCCCUCCUACAUCCAGGAGCAGUACGUCCUGACGCACUGCUCCGUCAGCACCGACCGCAGCCAGGGGCUGCUCUCCCGCAGCUCCACCAGCAGCGAGUCCACCGGCUCCCGCGACGUGGCCCCCGAGGGAGGCUCCCCGGCCCCCGAUGCCGCCUCCCAGCAGGGCCAGAAGAGCCUGUCCCUGUGCGAGUCCUCCACCAAAUCCGCCCCGCUGCCCUCGGCCCCGGCCCCGGCUGGCGACAAGGUACCGGCGGCCCUGAGCACCGAGGAGCUGGCGCGGCGGCAGAAGGCUCUGGCGCGAGCCGCCCUGGCCGGCCGCAGCUUUUCCUCGCCGCACGGGGAGCUGGACGCACGGCGGCUCUGCCGGGCCCUGGAGAAGGUGUCGCAGAAGAGGAACCAGUCCCUGGAGGGGCGGCUGGACCAGCUGGGCCCCAAGACGCCGCUGCUGCAGCACAGCGUGGGGGAGUCGAAUAACCUGCUGUCACCCACCCACCUGGACUGGGACAUGCUGGUGGAGCCCUCCUACCUCUUCAGCGCGUCGCCCGAGGCGAGGGAGCCCAGCCAGGGAGAUCCCUGCCUGCCCCUGCGCUGCCACGUGGUGAUCCACGGGCUGCUGGCCGGCAAACCUGUGUCCUGGGAGGUGACGGCCUCGCUCGAGUCCCUGCUGCGGCCGCGGGACGGGACGGGCAGCGAGGAUCCCCCGCGACGGGCGGGCGUGGACGGGGAGAAGCCGCUGCACGGCUUGGCGGCACGCUCCGUCAUCCGGGACAGCGAGAAGGCGGCUCAGCGGGAGGCCGAGCUGGAGCAGGGUUUCGCCCGCCGGUUUCGCCUGAAAGCUAUGCAGACCAGCAAAGCCUGCAAUGUGCCUUCCCUCUACACCUGCGUGGUGCCCGUGGACGGAGCCACGCGGGCAGCGCUGCCGACGGCCCCGCAGGUGUGGGGCACAGCGGGCACGGCCGGGAGCUGGCGGCACCGGAGCGGCUCAGCGAGCCUGGGCCAGCAGCGGGACGUGGAGGAGCAGGAGGAGGCUCUCAUCGGCGCAGAGAGGGACGAGGUCCCCGGGUCUCCAGCCAGUGUCUCCUCCACCACCUCGGGCUGGGAAAAGCAGAACGGCACUAACGGGCCUCCAACCAGCCCCUCCACCUCCUCCAUGGGCUCCCAGAAAUCCACGGAGAGCAUCGCUGGCUCCAGGUUCAGCCUGAGCCGGCGCAGGGGGCCCAGCCUGGCGCUGCGCCCGCACUGCCUCAGCCCCGAGAGUGAGCGCUCCAGCGCCAGCGCCAGCCACGACUACCUCCCGCUGGUGCAGCUGCAGCAAGCCCGGGGGCCCUUCCAGCUCACCGAGAGCUUCUCCGAGGUGGUGCAGAUCCCCCUGGACCGCCUGCGCCGGGCCUCCCCCUAUGCCUCCCACCGCGCCAGCCUCAGCCCCACGUCCCCGGUGGCCAAGAGCAGCCCUGGGGCAGGACCCUCUGCCGAGGAGCCGCCGGCGGCAGCCCCCGAGCCCAGCUCGCCCCCGUCCCACAGCACCUGCUCCGAGGUGCCCAGCGCGGCCGUGUGGGCGCAGGCGGACAGCGGGCACGGCUCCGAGUCCGACACCGGCCCCCACUCGGCCGCCCCCUCCGAGGCCGGCCUCAGCUGGCAGGACGCGGGCCCGGAGGACCUGGAGAGCGCCAGCUGGGCCACGGCGGUGGCCCUGGCAUGGCUGGAGCACCGCUGCGCCGGCUUCUUUGAGGAGUGGGAGCUGGUGGCGGCCAAGGCGGACGCGUGGCUGCAGGCGCAGCGGCUGCCCGAGGGCGUGGAUGUGGGCUGCCUCAAAGGGGCAGCCAGGCACUUGUUCCUGCUGCUGCGUCACUGGGACGAGAACAUCAAGCUGAACAUGCUGUGCUACAACCCCAACAACGUGUGAUGGCCCCGGGGUGGGGGGGGCAAUAAAGACGCCUGGCUCCG
Messenger RNA from Oxyura jamaicensis (ruddy duck), 5586 nucleotides. RefSeq names its product von Willebrand factor A domain containing 5B2 (gene VWA5B2). The record is from RefSeq and is a predicted model, not a curated record. Lineage: Eukaryota; Metazoa; Chordata; Aves; Anseriformes; Anatidae. Bases 1694 to 5545 code for a protein of 1283 amino acids. The transcript is spliced from 22 exons.